Serendipita indica DSM 11827 is the source of this 1986-nucleotide messenger RNA. The record is from the annotation of a GenBank genome assembly. NCBI's taxonomy places the organism in Eukaryota, Fungi, Basidiomycota, Agaricomycetes, Sebacinales, Serendipitaceae.
AUGAGCACCUCAGUAAAGCCCCUCGAGCGCCUUCUAGAGGUCAUCCGAGAAGAUUUCAAGGAUGCAUCUUUCAACAUACUAACGAGCAUAUCCAUUCACGAACUGGCCAAGAAGAAGAUUCAGGCUAUUAUUGACCUGAUCGCGCCUAUCACGGAAGAGUUUUCAGAUAAAGAGGCCUGGGAUACCUUUACUACAUACAUCAACGACAUAUACACACUGGAAGGCUUCCUCCUCAAAUUAAAAGCCCCUACGAAGUUCGAAACGGAACCGAAGAAUGUUGCCAGCAGUUCGAUUCACAUUGAAGCCUGGACGAAAGAGCGCGAAGAGUGCAAGAAUAAUCUGGCGUCGGUUCUCGCGUUGUCGUCUUCAGAGACGCUUGGGUUCUGGGAGCCAGGUCUGGACGAUACUCUGCUCCUUCGUGGAAUGGUCGAUAGAAUCAACACUGAUGAGUCGGUUUGCGCAAUUUCAUGCAAAAAUCUGAGAUCGGUUCACAAAGGACUGAAGGAUUUGCUGGUCAAAGCAGAGGCGGCCGGAUCAGGAUUGACGUCUGAGGCAAUGGAGUAUGCGAUCAAGGCUGCAUGGCUUGUCUCUGCUGCUGCCGAAGAGGCCAGAGCUUCUGACACAACCGAGCCCAGAAAAUAUCAUUUGUCACAAAACAAGGUCUGGGGAUUUGGUACAAGCCUCGUCACUGCUAUCCAAGCGGGAGAAGGAGCCAGCCUCAAGGCAAAAUACGACGAGUUCUUGAAAGAGCUCAAGGGUGAGAAAUCAUUGAUAUUGCCGUGCAUGAAACUCAUUCUCGCAUCUCGCGACACUCCACGGCCUUUUAUGUUCCAGAACCGAAGAUUAGUUCAAUAUUGCGAAAAAGUGGCUGAACUUUACAAUAAAAGCGAGGCUAAAGAACUCAGCACACUCAGAGUUGUGGAGCGGGCCAUUUCGAAGUCUCUAGAGGCUCUCAAUACCGCAUCAAAGCUCCCUUCCGGCCUGCUAGGAGAUAUGAUCAGCACUUCAAAGAAGGAAGAGAUCCAGGGUGCCUAUCGAGAGGCCGCAGAUGCAAAUCAGCCCGGAUUCGGGAAGAAAUGGACGAAGCCAAGAAUCGGGACGACACACGGAUGGAUGAAAUCAAUGGGAGAAUCGGAAAGGCAAAGGGAACCCCUUUCUAAGGAAACGGUCAAAGUUUCAGUCAAAGUUGGCUCCACGAUUGGCUCACCACAUGAAUAUUCCCUGGACACCAAGAUCGGUGCGUUCAUUUGGGAAGAAAGCGAGAAGGGCAACAAGCGCGUCACCGGCGUCCAGCAUAGAGAGAAACGGCUGAGCACCUCCAAAAAGCUCAGGGAUAUCGCAGAUGCCGGGUCUCAUAUCGAUUUGACACUUGUAUUCACAGGGGAUGACAAGAACCCUGGAGGAGCCGAGAUGCACGACGACGACGACGACGAAGACAACGACGACAACGACGAUGGCGACAAAGGCAACGCUAAAUCUCACAGCGUGUCGCCCUUCAAAAUGGUGCAGAUGCCCAGAAAGGACUCGAGCGAGGACGCCUCAGAUAAUGCUAAAUCCCCCAGCAUGUCGUCACUCCAAAUGGUGCAGAUGCCCAGAAAGGACUCGAGCGGGAACGCUUCAGAUAAUUCCAAUUCCCGCAGCAUGUCGCCACCCCAACUGGUGCAGAUGCCCAGGAGCAGCUCGCCUCAGGUGUCUUAUCCUGCACCACCACCACACCAACGCAAUCCUUCAUGGGAUAUGGUCAACGCGCCACCGACGCUUAAUCCAUCCACGAGCUCUCGCAUAUUACCAGGCUCUCAAUCAAGCUCUCAACCAGGGCCCCAACCAAAUGCUCAACCAAGCUAUCAACCAGGGCCAAACGCCCAAUCAAGCUCUCAACCAAGUUCCCAAGCUCCUGUCUCUCGUCAAGUGCAAUCAGCUCAACUCGCGAGACCACCCCUGCCGAGAAAGGGUUUCUUUGGAGGGCCUGGUCGUGGACAACAGUAG